Exophiala mesophila is the source of this 3803-nucleotide messenger RNA. RefSeq lists its product as hypothetical. The transcript has 4 exons. The coding region runs from base 1 to 2442 and encodes 813 amino acids. The record is from RefSeq and is a predicted model, not a curated record. NCBI's taxonomy places the organism in Eukaryota, Fungi, Ascomycota, Eurotiomycetes, Chaetothyriales, Herpotrichiellaceae.
AUGAGAUCACUCAUUCUGUCGAGUCUUUGGCUCGCUUCUCAACUUGUCGGCUCAGCCUGUGCCUUUGGCACCACCGUCUUCAUUGCUGUCGACUAUUGCCCAGCGACAACCUCGACAACACCCAUCGACUCGACAACGACUUCGACUUCGUUAUCUACUCCUAGUGUUGAGCCCGGCGAGCCUUUUUACCUUUCCUUCUCCCUCAACAUUGACCUCCGCCGUGAUUUGGUCCGGCAAUACUUGACCCCAAAUGGGUCCACCACAACCAAUCCUGAAGAUGCUGUUGCUUUCAUAAUCACCCCAGGCGGGCAGCUCAUGAGUGGAAGAGGCUACCUAUCCACCUCCCCAGGCGUGACCUCGCAGCGAUUUCAAGUGCUCAGUAAUCUGUUACCCAUCUCGACACUGUUUACGACUAGCGAGACUGGCGCAUUACAAUGGGAGAACUCUCUUUUUGCUGAUGAGAAAGCUAGCUUUUGUUCUGGCGACGGCGUCUUUAUGGUUUUCGAUGGCAACCUCCCACCGGGAUGCCUCGAAAUCUCUCUGGAUCCAAUUCCCGCGACGGAUAUCGGUAUUUCCUCUUCGACAACUUUGAGUGCUACCUUUAGCUCCGCCACCUCCUCACGUCCGUCCACGGCUGCUUCAUCCUCCACUGCGGCAACUGUUUCCUUCAGCGUCACAGCAAGCACAGCCCCGACCACAGCUAAUCCAUCAGCCACAAUUUCUAGCGAUACAUCCAUCAGAACAUCCACCGACCCUCCGUCAACAACCACCCCGACGUAUGUCUCCUCGACCACAGACAGUACUGGCACGUCGCCAAAUCCCACAGCUUCCUACCCGCCAGGCACCGUGUUUGGCAGUCUGGCUUACGGAGUUCCAAAUGGCUGUUAUAUUUCCUCCAUUGACAGUCCUGCGGUUUUUGGACCAUACACAACGAUAUUUACUCUGGCCCAAUGCGCUGACUUUUGCGCUGACUUCAAAUUUUUCGGGGUCCAGGCCGGCUCUAUCUGUGCCUGUGGUCCUGCAGUUCUGGGCUUCCUUCCAGGUGUUUGUGAUGUACCCUGUCAGGGUGAUCCAAGCACAACAUGCGGUGGUCUUUCUGCCGCAGCCGUGUAUGAGAUUGUAUUCAGAGCUGGGCAACAAUCUUCGAGUUCAACUAACCAGCCAGUCUCUUCGACCUUUCUUUCGACCUCUGUCCAAUCAUCCCCAUCUUCUACUACACUCUUCAGUACUGUUGAGUCAACUUCAACCACCGUGGCUUCUCAUUCCACCCCCGGCCACGUCACAUCGACACCGUCCCCGAGUCCCUCAUCCUCGUCACUCACCUCGAUUGAAGCAUCUACGAGCUCCCCACAAAGCCCGACUCUGGCUCCAACAUCACCCGGAACAUCUUCCCAAACCAAUCCUCCCGCCACUAGUACAGUUGUUGGAGGGACGUGCUCUACCAUCGCACCUUCUGCAGCAUUGUGCCCAAAUUAUGACCAUCAAGCAAUCAAUGUGAACCGAGACGGAUAUUGUUACGAGGUCUAUUGCCAGGAAGGACUUGCUGGCUUAGAGUUGGAGGAGGAUUCAACAUAUGCGGCGUCACUCAAGGAUUGUAUCUCCUUCUGCACACUUUACAACGUCGCCAUUCCCUUUGGCUGCCUCGGUGUCGACUAUGAAGAAGCGUCUCUUGGUCAGAACUGUCGUCUACUCUCUGAUGUUUCGGGCACAAUCCCAUCGGUGACACGCAAGGCUGCCCGCCUGAUCUAUGCGGGCUAUCCUGCAGUCACGGACACUUCUUCGAAUCCUAGCAGCCUCACUACAAGUUCUACCUCAGGCGAUACCGUGCCAAAUCAAUCGACAUCCUUCAACUCCGAGACCAAGACUUCUUCAUCAGGUUCUACAACGGCAUCUUCGACCUCCAAUUUGGGCUCUCAGUCGUCUCCAUCAACACCUACCACAACCAACAAUUCUAAUAGUUCUUCUGCAGCAUCUAGUGUGGCUUCAGUGUCGAUCACUUCAAGAUCAACGACAUUCGGCAGCACAACCUCUGCUACUACGGGUACCGCUAAUCAACCUACCACUACAAGUCCGGGUGCCACUAGUGUCGCAUCUACCAUCACAACCGCGACCAGCUUGACAUCUCCAGGGGCCACCACCAGCACCACAACCACGAGAAUCGUUACGACGGGCACCACGACAUCCACGACCACGACAACCACCAGGUUCACGAAUGUCAUUGCGCCUGUGGCGCCUUCCAGGUACCCUCUUUCACCUCUUUGCGAGAAUGGGUUUGAAUCAAGGUUUCAAGGUGGACAACUCCUACGCGCCGUUGAACGGUCUCGAUACUAUGACAUUGAGUGCUCGGUAAUGUUAGCAGCUCUACGCCAUGCGCACAACUUUUUAACGGGUCGUAGAUUGACUACAAUGAACCUCCAAAUGCGCGCUUCCCAUUUGAUCUGACCACUACUUCAUAUGUUGAAUGUGCUGAUGCAUGUGACUUUGGCGCCCUCCAGCUGGGCGGAGAUGAGCGUAAUUGCAAGGCGUUUUCUUGGGUCGCUAACACUGGCGAGUGCUGGCUGUUCAAUGAACUCACAACCCACACUCUGGGCUCGACUGUUGGCAUUGCAAGACGACCAGGUGUACAUUCUGGCCGUUAUCUGUACGACGAGUAUGAUGGUCUUACCGGACCCCAACCCGGUCCAAAUCUGCAGACAUACCUGAGGGAUCCCAUCCCCUUUCCUGUAGGUCCAACUGUGAGUCCAUUUACGGUACCAAAUUACCCUGGAGGAACCAACACGUUUUUCAAUGGAUAUAGUAGCGAUUCUCAUGCCACAGUCUUGGACCUGUCGACUAACUACGGAAUCGAGUUCAAAAUAUUUGGCCAACGAAGCAGUUCUCUUGUUGUGACUGCAAACUUUUGGUUCACCACCACCAGCCUCACCCUGAAUCCAGACACGCAAAACUCUUGGUCGGCUCUUAGUCGCAAUAAUGAGCAGAAUCCUUUACAGUUUCCUACCACCUCUCUCCCCGCUAAUACACUGGCGCCUUUCUGGAUCGAUGGGUAUGCUCUGCCAGCGGGUCAACAGGGGAUCUCCUAUCGGGUUGAUCAAAUUUCCCCUGGACGUUACGGCGUCAGCGUUGAGUGGUAUCUUUCCCAUCGCAGUGGAAACAAGCUUGCAGUGCACGCCAUCACCACGUACGACACCUUGUACGAAGGCGUCUGGACCACAUACUUUUUCAAUGCAGGCGACGAAAACGACCAGGGAAAAAGCCAAAGCGUCGGGGGCCAAGGCGCGUCCGCCAGCAUAGAAUCUUUCACUUUCUGUCGUGGUGAGGCAGGUUGUGUAGCACCCGGUAGCAAGCUUGUCUUUGACACAAACAAAUCUAACAUGGAAGAAGUCGUUACAUAUACGGCUGACUUCUUUGACCCAUCGACAUACCCGGUCGGGGCAUGGACCUUCAACACAAGACCGAACGAGCGACCGAUUUAACAAGAUGAAUAGAGAUAGCGACAGGGGAAGCUUUGAGAAUCUGCCAGAUAUGUGAAAAUGCUAGGAGUCUCGGCUCCGAUACUUAUGGACUUAUGUUUUGGCCAAGUCACAACAGUCGACGCUGAUCCGUCGGUAGUCUUGGGAUAGUCAUGACUUCUGACGAUGAAGACUAUUAGAAUGGGUUUUCAAUUCCUUAAAAAGUCAGAGCGUUGUGAAAUGAUUGCAGAAUUUUUUUCUCGGGACGAUGUUCUAUCCUGUCCUAAUGGUCGAUGACCUUUGAGUUUACUUUGAAUACAGAUAUUAAUAAUUGUGACGAAUGGUCUCGAGGAG